UUCUUCACAAAAUUGGUUAAAUUUGGAUUUAACUCUUGGCACUAAUCAGUCUUUAUACCCAACUCAACGUCAACAUAUGAAUGCAGAAUACCCUCUUGGAACGAAUCCUUCUGGUCAAGAAUCUUCUCAAAAUUGGUUAAAUUUGGGUUUAAAUCCUGAAAUGAAUACUUAUAAUCAAACAGGUAAUUAUCACACUAUGUCAGACUAUCUUUUAGACAACUUUUCAAUUAUCUACCUAAUUAUUUUUAUCAACUAUCUAAUUAUUAUUCUCAACUUAUCAACCUUUUAA
Molecule: messenger RNA, 289 nt
Organism: Meloidogyne enterolobii
Lineage: Eukaryota; Metazoa; Nematoda; Chromadorea; Rhabditida; Meloidogynidae
Source: the annotation of a GenBank genome assembly